Molecule: messenger RNA, 444 nt
Organism: Pezoporus flaviventris
Lineage: Eukaryota; Metazoa; Chordata; Aves; Psittaciformes; Psittacidae
Gene: TCTA
Product: T cell leukemia translocation altered
Exons: 2
Source: RefSeq, a predicted model, not a curated record
CCGCGGUGCUUCCCGGCAGCCAUGUCGGCGGGCUGGCAGGCGCCGUGGAGGGCGCUGGGUGCGCUGGGCCGGCAGCUGGCGGACGAGUGGGCAGAGCAGGACGUGCGGUCCGCGCUGUGCCAGUUGCUGCUGCUCUGGCUGGGGCUCAGCCUGCUGGGCGUGCUGCUGGCCUGGCGUGUCUACGGCGAGGCGGUGGCCGAGCUCUGCUACCGGACGGACCCCGCCGCCCGCCGCCCCCGCGGAACUGCCUCCAGCCCCGGGCCCGCGCGGCCCCACGCUCACUCCUUCUCCCCCGCAGGCCGGGCCGGACGCAACGGCGCUGCCGAGCGGCACUGCCUGCCCCGGGACGGCCUGGCAACGGAGCCAGGGAAGACGCACCGGGAAUGAGGACUGCCAAGACGGCUGGGCGCUGCCUGCACCAUUAAAGCGCUGUGCUUCCCCUGC